AUGUCAUAUAAGAUUAAUAAUAACUAUAAUGCAUUUAUAAAUUCCUUGUUUGAUAAAAAUGGAAACUAUCAACAACAGAAUCCUGAUAUUGAACAUGGUAUUGAAUUAGAAAACAGUCCACAAGUUAAUAGUAUGAAUUUAGAAAAUAAUCAAUGUCCUUCAUUGAUUUCACCAUCAAGUACUAAAACAUCCUUAUCAAAUCAUGAAUUAAUAAAUAAUGACUUACAAAAGCAACAAAUACUAAAUAAUGGUGUUAUACAACCUGAAUUUGAUUUAAAUUUAGCAUUACAAUUUCAACCUUAUCAAAAUAAUGAAUUUGUAAAAUCAAAAUCAUUAAAUGGUAGCUUCCAAGAUGGUAAUUUGCCAAAUUCAGUAGAAAUUGAACAACCAAUAAUUUAUAAUGAAAAUUUAGAUCAAUUUUUACACAAUACAACUCCAUUAGCAUCACCAUUAUCUAUCAAUCAACAAAAUUUCAUAAAACAAGAAGAGGUGGGAUCAGUAUUAAACUUCAAUGAUCCAAAACAGUUAACAAGUCAAGCUGCAAAUAUACAAUUCAAUAAUUCUUCACCACCUGUUUCACCAUUAACUACUACUGAUAAACCACCAACUAGAUUGAUUCGUAAGAAAUCAAGUAAAUUAUCAGAUGAAGUUGGUAAUCCAAUAAAUCAUAAUCCUCAUCCAGGUAGACCAAGAAUCAAAUCAGCACAUAAUGUAAUUGAACAAAGAUAUAGAAAUAAAAUUAAUGAUAAAUUUAACUCAUUACAAGAUUCAGUACCUACAUUAAGAAUAUUAGCAACCAAGAAAUUAAAAGAAAAAUUAUUAAUGAAACAACAAAAUCAAGAAGAUGGUAGUAUAAAUUAUGAUGAUUCAUCAGAUGAAGAUUUAGAUUAUCAAAUGAAUGGUAUUGACAUUAAUCAAUUAGAUGAAAAUAUAGAUUUAGAAGGUUUAGAACCAGCUAGAAAAUUAAAUAAAGGAACAAUUUUAGCAAAAAGUAUUGAAUAUAUUAAACAUUUAGAGUUGAAAAAUUAUAGAAUGAAAAAAGAACAUGAUGAUUUGAUUAUGAAAGCUAAAUUGUUGGGUAUGAAAAUUGAUAAACAAUUAGAAUAG
Molecule: messenger RNA, 1107 nt
Organism: Insectozyma verbasci
Lineage: Eukaryota; Fungi; Ascomycota; Pichiomycetes; Serinales; Debaryomycetaceae
Source: the annotation of a GenBank genome assembly